AUGACCAACAUGCUUGGCGGGAACAUCCUUGGUGACUUGGUGACAGGAAACUCACUACCUCCGCCCUUUGCCAAUUUGCUUUCCUCUUCCACCCCUCUCAGUUAUUGCAAUCUUUGCUGUAGCAUUUUGCGCCCCUGAUGCAGCAGAGGCCCGCAAGUCUGGGAGUGGGAGGAACCCCGCUGGAACCCCUAGGCCCCGCCGGGAGUCUGAGAAGCCCCAGCUGGGGCUGCGGUGGGCGCGCAGCAGCUAACUGCUGGAUGUAGCAGCGGCGCCGCCUUCCUGCUGGGAUCGCCUCGCUUCUCCGCCUCCCUCAGGCAGGGGUCCUCCUUCUCAAGCUCGUCGCUGCUCCAGCCCCAGGCCCACGGCCACGCGCAGCAACGUUCCUCUUCGCAGCUCCGGUCACCUGCACGGCAGCCCUCGGCGCUGGGGUCCGCUGCCCCCGACCCGGAGCUGGGGACCAGGGCGCGGGGCGCGCGUGGGCGGCCGCGGGCUCUUUCCUCACUUCUCCCCACCCCACGCGCUCCCCCUCGGCCCCUCCUCCCCACACUCCGCUGCCCUGCGCCCUCCGGAGAGUUGUCCGGCACCUUGGGCGAGGAGUUCGGAGCUGCCCCGCCGCAGAGCCCGCGCGGCCCGCAGAGCGCGAGCGAAGCAGGGGCCGGAGCCCCGCCGCCGCCAUCUCUGCCUUCUGUGUGGGUUGGACCCCGGCAACGAGGUCUCCUUCCUACUUUGGAAACUGAAAGGACUGCGACAUAAACCAGUCUACUCUCUGAAGUAAGAUGAUUUGUCAAAAAUUCUGUGUGGCUUUGUUACAUUGGGAAUUUAUUUAUUUGAUAACUGCAUUUAACUUGGCAUACCCAAUUACUCCCUGGAGAUUUAAGUUGUCGUGCAUGCCACCAAAUACAACCUAUGACUUUCUCUUGCCUACUGGAAUCUCAAAGAACACUUCAAAUGUGAAUGAACAUUAUGAGGCAGUUGUUGAAGCUAAAUUUAAUUCAAGUAGUACCUACUUUUCUAAUUUAUCUUCCAAAACAACUUUUCACUGUUGCCUUUGGAGCGAGGAAGAUAAAAACUGUUCUGUACAUGCAGAUGAUGUGGAAGGGAAGGCAUUUGUUGCAACAGUGAAUUCUUUAGUUUUCCAACAAAUAGGUGCAAACUGGAACAUACAGUGCUGGACGAAAGAGGACUUGGAAUUAUUCAUCUGCUAUAUGGAGUCACUAUUUAAGAAUCCUUUCAAGGCUUAUGACCUUAAGGUCCAUCUUUUAUAUGUUCUGCCUGAAGUGUUAGAAGAGUCACUUCUGGUCCCCCAGAAGGGCAGUUUUCUGACUGUUCAGUGUAACUGCAGUGUUGGUGACAGCUGUGAAUGCCAUGUGCCUGUGCCCACAGCCAAACUCAACCACACUCUUCUUAUGUAUUUCAAAAUCAUGUCUGGUGGAGUAAUUUUUCAGUCACCUAUGAUGUCAGUUCAGCCCAUAAAUGUUGUGAAGCCUGAUCCACCAUUAGAUUUACAUAUGGAAAUCACAGACACUGGCAAUUUAAAAAUUUCUUGGUCCAGCCCAACAUUGGUACCAUUUCGACUUCAAUAUCAAGUGAAAUAUUCAGAGAAUUCUUCAACAAAUAUGAGAAAAGCUGAUGAGAUUGUCUCAGCUACAUCUCUGCUGGUAGACAGUGUGCUUCCUGGGUCUUCAUAUGAAGUUCAAGUGAGGGGCAGGAGACUGGAUGGCCCAGGACUCUGGAGUGACUGGAGCGCCCCUCUGAUCUUUACCACACAAGAUGUCAUAUACUUUCCACCUAAAAUUCUGACAAGUGUCGGGUCUAACGUUUCUUUUCACUGCAUUUAUAAAAAUGAAAACAAGAUUGUUUCCUCAAAAAAGAUUAUUUGGUGGAUGAAUUUAGCUGAGAAAAUUCCUCAAAGCCAGUAUCAUGUCAUGGGUGACCAUGUUAGCAAAGUUACUUUUCGCAGUUUGAAGGCAACCAAACCUCGAGGGAAGUUUACCUACGAUGCAAUAUACUGCUGCAACGAGCAUGAAUGCCACCAUCGCUAUGCUGAAUUAUAUGUGAUUGAUGUCAAUAUCAAUAUAUCAUGUGAAACUGAUGGGUACUUAACUCAAAUGACUUGCAGAUGGUCAACCAAUGCAAUCCAAUCACUCGUGGGAAGUACUUUGCAGUUGAGGUAUCAUAGGAGCAGCCUUUACUGCUCUGAUGUUCCAUCUAUUCAUCCCAUAUCUGAAUCUAAAGAUUGCCAUUUGCAGAGAGAUGGUUUUUAUGAAUGCGUAUUUCAGCCAAUCUUUCUAUUGUCCGGCUAUACAAUGUGGAUUAGAAUCAAUCACUCUUUGGGUUCACUUGACUCUCCACCAACGUGUGUUGUUCCUGAUUCUGUGGUGAAACCACUGCCUCCAUCCAGUGUGAAAGUGGAAAUUACUGUAAAAAUUGGAUUAUUGAAAAUAUCUUGGGAAAAGCCAGUCUUUCCAGAGAAUAAUCUUAAAUUCCAGAUUCGCUACGGCUUAAGUGGAAAAGAAGUACAGUGGAAGAUGUAUGAGGUGCAUGAUGCAAAAUCCAAUUCUGCCAGCGUCCUGGUGCCAGAUCUGUGUGCUGUCUAUGCUGUUCAGGUGCGCUGCAAGAGGCUGGAUGGGCUGGGAUAUUGGAGCAAUUGGAGUAGUCCAGCCUACACAGUUGUCACAGAUAUAAAAGUUCCUACCAGAGGACCUGAAGUUUGGAGAAUAAUUAAUGAAGACACCACUAAAAAAGAGAGAAAUGUUACUUUACUUUGGAAGCCUCUGAUGAAAAAUGACUCAUUGUGUAGUGUAAGAAAAUAUGUGGUAAAACAUCAUACUUCCCGCAAUGGAACAUGGUCAGAAGAUGUGGGAAAUCACACUCAAUUCACUUUCCUGUGGACAGAGCAAGCACAUUCUGUUACAGUUCUGGCCGUCAAUUCAAUUGGUGCUUCUUUUGUGAAUUUUAAUUUAACAUUCUCAUGGCCUAUGAGCAAAGUAAAUACCGUGCAGUCAUUCAGUGCUUAUCCUUUAAACAGCAGUUGUGUGUUUCUUUCCUGGAAAUUAUCACCCAAUGAUUACUCUCUGAUGUAUUUUAUUACUGAGUGGAAAAUUCUUAAUGAAGACAGUGAAACUAAAUGGCUUAGAAUCCCUUCAUCCUUUAAGAAGUAUUAUAUUCAUGAUCAUUUUAUCCCCAUCGAGAAGUAUCAAUUCAGUCUUUACCCAGUAUUUAUGGAAGGAGUGGGGAAACCGAAGAUAAUUAAUAGUUUUACCCCAGAUGAUAUUGAAAAACGCCAGAAUGAUGCAGGUCUAUAUGUAAUUGUGCCAAUAAUUAUUUCCUCUUCAAUCUUAUUGCUUGGAACAUUAUUAAUAUCACACCAAAGAAUGAAAAAGAUGUUUUGGGAAGAUGUUCCAAACCCCAAGAACUGUUCCUGGGCACAAGGACUUAAUUUUCAGAAGCCAGAAACGUUUGAGCAUCUUUUUGUCAAGCAUACAGAAUCAGUGAUAUUUGGUCCUCUUCUUUUGGAGACUGAAGCCAUUUCAGAAGAUGUCAGUGUUGACACAACAUGGAAAAAUAAAGAUGACAUGGUGCCAACAACUCUGGUCUCUCUACUUUUGGCAACUCCGGAUCUUGAAAAGGGUUGUAUUUGUAUCAGUGACCAGCACAACAGUGCUGACUUCUCUGAGCUUGAGAGCAGCGUGGUAACCUAUGAGGAUGAAAACAGGAGACAGCCCUCUGUUAGAUAUGCUACCCUACUCAGCAGCUCUAAAUCAAGUGACAUUGAUGAAGAGCAAGGGCUUCUAAACAGUUCAGUCAGCAAAUGCUUCUCUAGCAAAAAUUCUCUGUCCAAGGAUUCUUUCUCUAACAGCUCGUGGGAGAUAGAAACCCAGGCAUUUUUUAUAUUAUCAGAUCAGCCUCCCAAUAUAAUUUCACCACACCUUCCGUUCUCAGAAGGAUUGGAUGAAUUUUUGAAACCUGAGGGAAAUUUCCCUGAAGAAAAUAAUGGUGAGAGGUCUGUCUAUUAUUUAGGGGUCACCUCAAUCAAAAAAAGAGAGAGUGGUGUGUUUUUGACAGACGAGUCACAAGUGUUGUGUCCGUUCCCAGCCCAUUGUUUACUCACUGACAUCAGAAUCCUCCAGGACACUUGCUCACAACUUGUAGAAAAUCAUUUCAGUUUAGGAACUAAUGGUCAGAAGACUUUUGUGUCUUACAUGCCUCAGUUUCAGACUUGUUCUACUCAGACUCGGAAGAUAAUGGAAAACACAAUGUGUGACCUAACUGUCUAAUUUCAUUCAAGAAACAUCUCAGAUGUAUGUUACAGUGAAUCAUAUGAAGUGUAUGUAAUACAGUCCACCAUGGUUGUGGAUAUGGGAGAGGAAGGAAAACUGUCAAACUUGAAAGUGAGUGUUUCCAAAUUAAAGGUAUCUGUCAUUGCUCAGUAAUAUUGACAAAAAAUGAGAGAAAGUCUUCAAGAGCCCGGCAAUGUAGACCGACUCUUCUAAUGAUUUCAUUAACAAGCUACGCUAGGAAGAUCUCCAAUGGCUUGUUUCUAGCUAGAAAUGAACCCAACAAAUACCAUCUUUGGCGAACAUUAGACCUGUGUAGAAAGAGCUAAUCUUCUCGAUUAUACCUAAGUUUGAAAGACACUGUGGGAUGUAACUUGUUUCAAAGGUAUGGUUGUUUUAUCUUGAGUUGUCUUUGUUUUCAACUGAUUCACACGUGUGCGUGCGCGCACACACACACACACACACACACACACGUCUAUACAUAAGAGGCAUCCUCGUACAUUUUUGAAGUAUGUGAUAUAUUUGUAUUUGUGCCACUUGACUGUGUGAUUUUAAGAUUUUGCAAUUUAACAAACUUGCCUUGAGCACUUACUCUGUGGUAGGCAGUCUGCUAAAUGUUGCAGAUUUAGAUCUGGCCUGGGGGAUGUACUUCUGAAGACUGACAAGUAAGCUGAUCUUUAUGUAUCGAAUAUAACCAUGCAAUGAUACUACCUAUCAGAAUGGCAAUACUAGAAUACAAACAUUUUGAUGACAACAAAAGCAUUUUGAAAACAUAAUGUGUGUCUUAACGCUUCCCUGUAAAAGAUGUUGCAGUGGUUGCUUUCUGAUACAGUUAGAUGACUAAAUGCUACUGUAUAUCACUCUGGAAUUAUUGUCUUCCCUGAUUCCAACUUGCUUGUACACUGUUUUUUUUUUUUUUUUUCUCACUUCUCUUUCAUAUAACCACCCACUGUGUUAAAGCUUUCCAUAUUUUAUCUCAAUCAAUUAUUAAAAUAAUUGUAUGAGACAUGUACUACUAUAACACCCUUAUUAAAGAUUAGAAGAUUAAGUAAUUUUCCCAAGGACACAGAGUUAGUGUAUAAUGGAACCAGAAUCCAGAUUUAAACCCAGAUCUUUUAAUGCUAGUGAUUAUGUUUUAAACCUAUACCUUACGUUGCUGUCCAUUAAAAAAAUGACUCACAAGCAGAUAAAAUUUGUUAAGUGGAUAUAUAAUCCUGGGUGAAAAUGAAGUGAGAAUUACACAAAUGUUGUUUUUGCCUUUAAAGACUUUAAUAUUUCUUGUUUGUUUCAGUUUUUGGUAUGGCAAGAAAACUCCGAGACAGCAUUUUGAGCAACAAACUAAUCAAGAAACCUGCAGAGAUAGAUGUUGAGUGUCAAUAAAUCAGAAUGUCAAGAUGAUCAGUAUAAUCAAAAUACAUACCUUAGUACUCAGAAAUAUGCCUAUUAGAUUGCUAAGCAUCACCAGUUUCAUACUUGGCCUGAGAGAGGAUCCUGCUGAUUUUACUGUUACCCUAGAUAAAAUCCUACACUCCAUCUCUAUUCUAGUUGUGGCCAUAUGAAAUGAGAAGUUCUAGACAGUGACAAAGAUCUCAGGGCCCAAACAACAGGUAUUUUUUUUCACACUUCAUGAUCAUUUGCCAAUUAGAAAUCAGUAAAGUUGUUUCAUGCCAUAAGGAUUGUUGAGAUAUCUCAGGAUCUCACAUACUCAUCAACAGAUAGGUGACUCACAAGACAAUGGUAGAGGGCUCACAUCAACUCACUGAAUUAUGAGUGUCGUAUGAAAGCCUUAGUUCUAUACAAAGAUAAAUUGAGAGAAUACAUUUUUUUUCACUGAUGUUUUAAGUGGUUUACAGAUUCAGAAACAGAAAGAAAUUAUUGCAUGUAUGGAAGUUCUGGCAAAAUUGACCAUUAUUUUUAAUGCUGCUUAUAGAAUAUAGAAGUUGGAUUGAGGAUGCAGUAUAGAAGAGUUACAUUUUGCUCCAUUCUGAAUAAAGUUAGAGAUUAAACAAUGAGCAUGUCCACUGAGACACAACAUUCUCCUGUGGCCUGGGACCCAUGACUAUAUGACUAUGGGGAAGAGAAGGUGACAGAUGUUCCAAACAGCCUAUGAUUUCACCAUGCUAUGUGUAUGUGGCAGUGAAUUCAGAAGUCCCAGCACCAGUGUAGUGCUGCAGGUCUGAGUUAAAGGAAUUUAGUAACAAUAUAUUAACGAGAUCAUUGAUAUCCCGGUGCACAGUUCCAAAAACAAAUGAAAACAUCUCAAGUAGUGAAGUGCCAAGGGAGUUGUUUUCAUGGAGAGGGCUGAAUGGUAGAGUUUGGCCUAUUGGUAUAUAUAGAUUUAGAUCCUAUCUGUUGUCAGUGUGUUAGGGCUCUGAUUUUCACUUUUGAAAGUUUGUUUCACUGCAUAUAUCACUAUACAUUAUUGGGUCUUUAUGAAAAUUAUCUGUCAUUAAGUAGUGGGUUUUAAUAAAAAUAUAGGUAAAUUUAGAACAUUUUAUACUUCAGGAUGGUCUGAUAUUUUCCAUUUCUUUCCAAAGAUUCCUUAAAAAAUUUUUUUAAGGGAGAGAAGAGCUGAAAUAUGGAUUUGCACUUUUAAACUUAGGAUAAAUCUGGAAUUUGGAGUAUUUCUCUUAAGGCCUUGAAUUGCAACACAAGUUACCAGUCUCUCUAAAUCUGAACUUGAUGAAAAGAAAUUCAGAAGUUAAUAAUUUGGGAUAUGGCCUCAAGGUUCAACAUAAGACAAAUCACUUGUCAGGACUAAUGAGAUUAUACGUUUCCUAUGUUAAACUCCCUAAAACAAAGAAGAAUAAUCAAGGUGUGGUUAUCAGUAACAGCAGGGGCCUCCCACGGAGCCCUGUGUUCCCAUUUGGAGAUGGGCUACAUAUGGACAAGAGGAAUAGGAACAGAUAUUCUUUUAUGUUUAAGCCUCGUCUCAAGUGGUAAGAGGACUUGGAUGAAAUUUGCAAACCAGUGGGUGAUUCUGGACCUAUAAUAAGGUUUUAUGGCACCGAGCAUGAGCUGCGUUUAUCUUCUCUCUUCCCUUUCCAAUAAAACCAACUCCCUCUUUCCAAAUAUCAAACAUAUGGUCACAUUCCCUUACGAAUGUUCACUUUGACUACACAAAUACUGAGAGAAGAGAAACUUCCUUCACAAACUGAUGCCAGAUUCCAAAACUACUUUGGUUGGCACGGGAUACAGGCUAGGCCAUCAGACCUGUGCCCAUGGGGACCACGUGGGGUUGGACAACGUGCUAAAUGGAUCAAGACAUGCUGCAACCAUAUGUCACCUAGACAUGGAUGGAAAAAGACCUCUUUCCAAAUUCCUUCCUGUAGUUUUAAAAAGAAAUGUGCUCCACUGUUCAUCUUUUGAGGGUCAUCUUGAUAGUUAAGGACUCUUCUAAAGUUAUUAUUGAGAAAACACACUGUCAGAUGUAAAACACAAAAUUGUCCACUCUACUAUGAAAAACUGCGUUUGAGGAAAAAAAUGCAAACAUAGUCACCAAAGGAAAUGUGAAGAAGCAUUUACAAAAGGAAACUAGAGAAGUCAGUAGUUUUGCCUUAUCUUGCACAACUAAAUUAAAACAGUAAAGCACGCCUGCACACAGUCACAAUGUUGGGGGGGGGGUGCAAUUUAGAAUACAAAGGUCUUCAUUAGAACUGAGUCAUGUUACUUGUUACUUGUAUGAGCAUCAAAAAUGGUUUCCAUGGGUGUUUAUAUUGCACAAAUUAUUUUUAUACAAAGUUUAUCAAUCAGUAUUUAUUUUGGAAAGCUGCUGAAGAUGUCUAUUUUUCAAAAUUAACUACACUUCAGAUGUUUGGCAUUAAAUUCAAUUUUGUGAGGCCCUUGACAGGAUAUUUUAAAUAAUGGUCAUUCCCUGGAACUGAGAAAGAAUUUGGAAAAUAUCUAAUUUUGUAGUGAAAUACCUAGAUUGCAGAUAUUGUACUUUAAAAACGUGUCAUUAAAGUUGGUAUCAGUUACUACUUUCUUUUAGUCACCAUUGGUACUUUAAUAAAUGUUAUAAGUGUUGAGAAUCAUUUUAUAAAAUGUAAUUAGUCUAAUUCUCCUUUAUGUUCCUAAAGUCAUAAAGAAGGAAGAUAAUUUAUGACUGUGAAUAUUUUCAUUUUUUUAUCAUUAUAAGUCAUGAACGAUGUCAGAAUUUUAAGAAAUGGAAAGUCCAAAUAGAGUUAUUAUGAAUUUAAGUUAUUUUAGAAUUACUUCAUCUAUUGUAUGAUUGCUUUUAGUAAAGUUUUGAAAAUAUAAAGAAGUAAUCUUUGUAGUUUAUGUCAGUAGUUAAUAUAAAAUUUUUAUACAUUGUUAGCCUUUAUAUCUUCAAAAUACUUAUAUAAUGCCUUGGCUUUGAAAGGGGUUUGAAAACAUUUUAGAUGCAAGUAUUUCCCUUUAUUGUUACUGUCUCUGGUAUCUACUCAAUACAUCACCCCACACCAGAUUUUUCCUGGCAUCAUAGCCACUUGUGAUAACAAAUUACUCAUUUUAAACAUAAAGAGCUCUUUGGUUCGAUUCUUUAUUUCCUUAAGAAAUCUUGAUUUAGUGAUCUGUGAAUAUUUGUCAUUUAGACUUCAAGCAGUUUGAAUUUUUAACCACUUUGAGGGCUAGUAUUCAGAUACAUUCUAUUUCCUGCUUUCUGAUUUUAAAAUGUGAAUAGAACAAAAUACACACUGGAAAAAUUUCAAACAGUACAGAGAACUAUAAGAUAAAAAGUAUAAGUGUCUCUCCCCUCCCAACCCUCAGUUCCUAUUCCCCCAAAUAUCCUGUUAUUAUUAGUCACAUAUCUUUUGAAAAAUUUAUAGAGUUGCAAUUGUAUUUCGCUUGCUGUCAUAAAAUUAUUAAGGGAAACUUAAUAUAUCUUGGUGAUAUUUCCAUAUAAACCCACAUAUACCUACUUCAUUAUUUGUAGUGGUUUAAUACUGUCCCUCUGUAUCGAAGUACAAUGAUUUAUGUAAACAGUUUACAAUUGGCAAACAUCUGUGUUUUUUUUUUUUUUUACUAUUUUUUUUUUUUAUGUGCAAUGCUGAAGUGAACAUUUGUGUAUAUAAUUGCCUUGGCAUAAUUUUGCAAAUCUACUUGUCAGGACUAUUGGUUGCAAGUGUAAGAAAUCAACUCAAAUUAUCUGAGUAUCUUUUUGAUGUGUUAAUUUCAUCUUGAAUGAAGUUGAGCAUAUUUUCACAUUAUAAGCCAUUCGGUUUUCUCUACUUUCAUAUUCUUUGCCUAUUCCUUAUUGAAUUAUUAUCAUUUUGUUGAUUCCUUGUAAUUAUUUUUUACAUAUGUGAUCUUAGUUUUUCUUAAUUGAGAUACAGCUUAUAUACUGUAAAGUACACAAGCCUUUGGUGACUUUUUACACAUUUCCCCUUGAGUAUUUACCCAGGAGUAAAAUUGCUGAAUGCAGGCUAGGUCCUAAUUUAUCUUUAAUAGAUACUGUAAAGUAAUGGUUGAACUAACUUACACUGCCAUCGGUAAUGUAGAAGGGUCCUGCUGUUUCAACACUGAUAGUGUCAGCCUUUGAAUGUUAGCCAUUCUGAUGGUUGUAUAACAGUUUCUCGUGGUUUCAGUUUGUGCUUCUGUAAUAUGUGACGGUUUUAAGUAAUAUUUAACUAAUCCCUCUCUUGCUAUUUUUGCUAUUUUUGUCAUAUAUCUUAUUUCCAUGUAUUUCAUAAACAUCUAAAGUGUUGUUGUAUUGUUGCUUAUAGCAGUAAAUAGUCUUUCAAAUUUG
This is a messenger RNA of Leopardus geoffroyi (Geoffroy's cat), 10005 nucleotides long. RefSeq names its product leptin receptor (gene LEPR). Bases 777 to 4277 code for a protein of 1166 amino acids. The transcript is spliced from 20 exons. The record is from RefSeq and is a predicted model, not a curated record. Gene Ontology annotation, molecular function: protein binding; cytokine receptor activity. Gene Ontology annotation, biological process: cytokine-mediated signaling pathway. Lineage: Eukaryota; Metazoa; Chordata; Mammalia; Carnivora; Felidae. Gene Ontology annotation, cellular component: external side of plasma membrane; membrane.